Pseudocercospora fijiensis CIRAD86 is the source of this 1972-nucleotide messenger RNA. RefSeq lists its product as uncharacterized. NCBI's taxonomy places the organism in Eukaryota, Fungi, Ascomycota, Dothideomycetes, Mycosphaerellales, Mycosphaerellaceae. Gene Ontology annotation, molecular function: ATP binding; ATP hydrolysis activity. The record is from RefSeq and is a predicted model, not a curated record. Bases 52 to 1872 code for a protein of 606 amino acids. The transcript has a single exon.
AGAUAUGUUGAGGACACUAAUUCCGACACCAAACUUACAAGGCUUCACACCAUGGUCAUGCGUAGUCCCUUCCUCAAGGAUGUUGUUCGUCGACUCUUCGAGAAUUACCCCGGCGAGCCAUCUGCACACAUGGAGGAACCAAAAUAUGCUCCGCCUUUCCGUCCCUUCUUCCACCAAUGGGCGAAGCUUCAAUACAUCUAUGUCCGAACGGCCGCAUCCGAUCCAGCAGGAGCGGCGCAACUCGCUGCCGUUCUCGGUGUGCUUAAAGAAGAGAUCGGCGGGAGCAGCAUGCAGGAUAUCAAGAAUCUUGCGCGGAACGGGGAAGUUACCUUCGACAGCCUCUGGGCGAUGUUUCCACCAGGCUGUCCCGUUAUCAGCGGUCAAGGCUCGAGCCAGCAUCUGUACUUGGUUGAUGAUGCUCAGUACUUUACGGACAGGGAAGGUAGAAAAGUCUUUCAGCUUGUCUUGAAGGAUAUCGAUCACAAUGGUAGCGUCUUUGGCUGGCGCAAAUCAACAAACAUCGUAGCUGGGUUCGAUGGCACUAUGGGUAUCGAUCAGCUUCCUGCUGUGCCAGUACAUCUCCAUUUUGAUGCGAAUGCAGUGGAGGAGGCCGCUACCAUUCGCGGCACAAGAGUUGCCAAACUCAUAUCUGAGGGAGUGGCGUAUCGGUCUCAUGAGGGGUUGGCCGACAUUCACAGCAUGGGUCAGAGAUAUCUCUCCGGCCGUGUGGUCGCCGACUCGAAAUCUUACGUUCAGCAAACCUCAGGCAAGAGCCGCUUAGAGAAUGAGACUGGCAACAUGUCGACUUCACCUGGCCGACUGCAAGCAUUGCUCCCGAAACAGCCCAAUCAGCAAAACGCAGGAUUAAGCCUGGAGGGCUACACCUACCUCUCCGUGAUGGAAAACUUCAACUUACACCCAGUGCUCUCAGUUGGCAAAACCAACUUACGCGAGACCGUGGACAACCCCGACGACCGUUCAGGAUCGAAUCUCCUCAACCAACACGGCUGGACGACAUCAGUCUUCGGCAGUCCACCAGAAGCCUUCGUCCGUCCCAUCGUACGAGGUUACUGCUUAACUUCCAAACUCUGGGCCACCUUCAACGUAACCAACAUCUCCGACAUCACCUGGAACGCCAACGCCUUCGACGCACUCGUUAUGCAACCAGCACGCAAAAAGCUUCUCGAAGCCCUCAUCAAACAACAACAAAUCUAUAAAACCGACUCCCAAGUCGACGAUGUCAUCGCAGGGAAAGGUCAAGGUCUCGUCUUACUUCUCCCAGGCCCUCCAGGAACAGGAAAAACUCUGACCGCCGAGUCGAUCGCCGACCGUCUCCAGAUCCCUCUCUACGCAGUCAGCGCCAGCGAACUCGGCGACACAGUCGCAGCAAUCGAGGAGAAAUUCGGCCAAGUCCUUCAACUCGCUGCGCAAUGGAAUGCAGUCCUUCUCCUCGACGAAGCCGAUGCGUUUCUCGAAAAGCGAGUCGAUCAUUUCUCGGCUCGAGAUCGCAACAAACGCGUCGCCGCCUUCUUACGCAUUUUGGAAUAUUACAAAGGUAUUCUGAUCCUCACAACCAACAGGAUGAUCAGUUUUGAUGAUGCUUUCUACUCGCGCAUUCAUCUGACUUUGCCAUUCAAGGCGCUUGAUGUGGAGUCGAGGAAGGGGAUUUGGAAGAAUUUUCUGCGUGGGGCUGAGAUUUCUGAGGACGAGAUUCGAGAGUUCGCUGAAGAGGAUUUGAAUGGGAGGCAGAUUAAGAAUAUCAUGAAGAUGGCUAGAUUGUUGGCGAAGGCGAAUGAGGAGGCUUUGGGGGCUGGACAUGUCAGGGAAGUUAUGGGUGUUGCGAGGGAGGAUGCUGAGGGUUUGAUUGAGUGAUGCGAUGCGAUACUGGCGGGAGGUUGAGAAGGGGAAGGAGUGUCCAGUUUUGAAGCUUCUCUCUCCAGGUAUGCUAUCUCCGCUAUUGCUUCUCCCGUCC